Cutaneotrichosporon cavernicola is the source of this 1167-nucleotide messenger RNA. RefSeq lists its product as uncharacterized. The coding region runs from base 1 to 1167 and encodes 388 amino acids. The transcript is spliced from 2 exons. NCBI's taxonomy places the organism in Eukaryota, Fungi, Basidiomycota, Tremellomycetes, Trichosporonales, Trichosporonaceae. Gene Ontology annotation, molecular function: oxidoreductase activity. The record is from RefSeq and is a predicted model, not a curated record.
AUGCCCGUCGCCGUCGCCACCGUCCCUCCCCUCCCUGCCGUGCCUCUCAAGGGCUUCAACAAGGGCAUCACGCAGGGCAUGCUUGAGCCCCACCACUCUCUCGUGCAGCCGUAUUCGGCGUUCCCCAAGAAGAUCACCGGCAAGACGGUGUGGACGCGCGAGGACUUUAUCGACGACGAGUCGCUUUGGAAACGUUUCUGGUCGCCUGAAAACAUCGCCUCCCUCGAGGCUUCCUACGACGUUUGGGCCGCCAAAAACCUCUCUCUCCCGGAGAUCGACCGCGAGACGUUCCCUCUCUCGGACAGUGUGCGGUCUUUCCUCGCCGAGAUCCGCGAGACCACCGUGCAAGGCGCGGGCUUUAUCCUGAUCCGGGGUCUGCCCGUGCAUCGAUGGGCCGUCGACAAGUCGUGUGCCAUCUACCUCGCCAUUGGAGCGGCUAUUGGUGUCGCCAUUUCCCAGAACCACAAAGGUCACAUUCUCGGACACGUCAAGGACCUCGGGAAUGACCCGACGCAAAUUGAUAAAGUCCGGAUCUACACUACCACCGCGCGCCAGUAUUUCCACACGGACAAUGGCGAUGUCGUCGGUCUCCUCUGUCUCCAAAAAGCCAAGGAGGGCGGCGAGUCGGAUGUCGCCAGCGCCCACAAUAUCUGGAACACUCUCCAGGCUGAACGGCCAGACGUUGCUGAACUCCUCGCCCGCCCAAACUGGUACUUUGACCGCAAGGGCGAGGUGAGCGAGGGCCAGAAGGAAUGGGUGCAAAAGGCCGUCUUCUAUUAUCACGAUGGCAAAGUCAUCAGCCAAUACGACCCAUAUUACGUCAAGAGUAUUCAGCGGUUCGUCGAUGCUGGGCUUAUUCCCGGCCAUUCGGAUGAACAGAAGGAGGCUAUCGAGGUGCUGGAACAGACGGCCCAACGCCUCGCGUUACACAUGGUCCUCGACGUUGGAGACAUCCAGUUCGUCGGCGAGAUGCACAACUUCCACGCUCGGACCGCGUACGUCGACCACCUCCCGCCCAUUCCCCGCCGCCACCUGCUGCGUCUCUGGCUCUCGGUGCCGGAAAUCGAGGGCGGCUGGAAACGUCCUUACCCCGACUCGGCCGCUUACAAGCGCUGCGGCAUCCAGGUGAAUCAAGUUCCCGAGUCGUGCCCGACGGACGCGGAGUAA